Molecule: messenger RNA, 300 nt
Organism: Necator americanus (New World hookworm)
Lineage: Eukaryota; Metazoa; Nematoda; Chromadorea; Rhabditida; Ancylostomatidae
Exons: 1
Coding region: 1-300 (99 amino acids)
Source: RefSeq, a predicted model, not a curated record
AUGAAACUUGUUACGUCACUGAAUCUGCUAGGACUGGAGUGGUAUAUUCAACCUCCAGUGUACAAGGAGUUGAAAAACAAAUACAACUGCCGAAUGGUGACUAAAGAAGAAGCAAACCGAGAGGAAAUCAUCGCAGACUUGAGAAAGCAACAGGGAGAAGUAUUCAAGUGCGGACUCGGCAGAUGCGUCAAGACUAAAGCGAAGUUGCUGUUGAGAGACAACGCUGUACCUGUUUUUAAGAAGAAGCGACCAGUGCCCAUUGCCUCCGUGCCGGAUUUGGAUGCUGAAAUUGAUGGCUAG